Molecule: messenger RNA, 1599 nt
Organism: Nakaseomyces glabratus
Lineage: Eukaryota; Fungi; Ascomycota; Saccharomycetes; Saccharomycetales; Saccharomycetaceae
Gene: CUB1
Product: Cub1p
Cellular component (GO): nucleus; cytoplasm
Source: RefSeq, a predicted model, not a curated record
AUGUCUGGUGUGCCUAUGAGUGUGAGUGGUACUAACCAUCCACAGGAUGUACCAAAGGAAGAAGAAGGUAUCUUGAACUAUUUGCUCGAAGUCAGGUCCUUCCUGUCAAAACUGAAGAAGAAUAGAACACAGUACUUAAACUCGAAGGAUGUGCUGAACACUUACCAAGAAGUGCUAACUAGAGUCAGGGAACUGGACGGAAUAAGGAAGAGCAGCACAGAUGUCACUCGCCGUCCCACUUGUGCUACUACAUUGAUUCACGACACCGAUAUGCACAACCGUGUUGACUCUGUUCUGGAUGAUGUGUUCCAGUUAUUGUCCCUGUGCUUCUUAACAGUUGGCCUGAAAAACUCUGCACCAGCUACCUACGCAUCUUUAUCCACUGUCCAAUGUCUGUUGGAGCAUCUUUGCGAGUCAAAUGUCUUCACACACCAUGAUUUAAGACCUAUAAAGGAGAGAUUGGAUGAGAUUUCCAAGAUCGUUGAGAAGAGCGUUGAGUCCCGUCCUGAAGAUGAAGUCGCUGAAUUCAAGGAGAUUGAUACUGAGAGAAACAAGAAUAGAAUCGAGCAGGACUUGCUUUUAAAGGCCAAAUUACAACACUGUAUUGAUGAAUACAACAAGCUAGAGUCCAAGCUGGAAGAAAUUCCACCUGAUUUGUCAGACAUUAUGGAGAGAUUAUUUAAAGUCAGAAGAGGUUUACUUUCACUUGCCGCAUCUUCCAAGAAGAAUAUUCCAGAUGAGAAUUACAAAGAACCUGCCAAGUUGGACGAUUCAAAGCAUGUACUAUCUCAGGAAUACUUGAGUAAUAGCCUUGAGAAAUACAAGAAAGAGGUUGCCAAGAUGGAGGCUAUGAGAGAUGAAAACGGGCAAUUCGUCUCGAAAUCGACAGGCAAAGCUGAACAAAGAGGUCAAAACAUUCUAAAUGGCUUGUUAGAUGAUUGUAAUGAUUUAAUUAAUGACUUAUCGCACCAAACAAAUGGUGGACUGACACUCGAUCCUUAUCUGCAACCAAUUUACGAGAAACUAAUAGACAUAAAGACCACUUUGGAAAAUCUAAUGAUCACUCGGAGAUGGACUUUAAGAGAAACUGAUUUGUUUACUUAUCAGAAACAGCUAACUGAGAUAGAUAACAUGAGGGUACAUGGAAAAUUUCCAACAAAGUCCCCAGAUUCUAAAGGUCAGUCAAUUAUACUGUAUCUAUUGAGAAGAUGCUAUGCCAUAAUAUAUAAACUGCUAGAGAGUUCAGAACCUGUGUCGGAAUCCUUACAGCCAGUUCACAAUCAACUCUCUACUGUCCGUCGUUGCCUCUUAGAAUUAAAAAGAAUGGGAGGCGUCAACAAUGAAAGAGAAUUGUAUCCAUAUCAAAUGAAACUUGCCUCUCUAGAUAACUUGCGUAAGGAUGGUAAGUUUUAUGACUCCGACGGUAACAUACCAGAAGGUCAAGGUAUAUUAAAUGCCCUAUUGGCUGGAUGUUUCGAUAUUCUACAUGAGCUAAAGGUUGAGGCAGAAGAAAGAGAGGAUGAGGAGGAUGAGGAUGAGGAAGAGGAUGAGGAUGAUAAUGUUUCCCAUGACAGAAAUCAUGACGAGGAAUAUUUGUGA